UGCAGGCGUUGUUCAAUGAGAUGUUCAUUUCCUGUUCAUACAUAUAAUAAAAAACGCUUCCUGUCCGAGCAUCACUAUAGAAGAACUGGCAAUAGCACCCAGAAAAAGUGGACGACUCCUUGUGCAUCUAAACAAGAGACUUGGAGCUGGCAGCUCCCUCUGGUACUCAGCAGGAAGAUGACUGUCCUGUGCUGGGUGGUUCUGGUUCUGGCUGUCUUCCUGGCUCCUCAAUGCAGUCUAGCCGCUGUAGACGAGGCCUGGCUAACCGACAUUAUACAAAAUCUCAAAAAUGAGUAUGAAUUGGGUGACAGCUACAGUCUGGUUGUCAACAUCCCUGUGAACCAAGACUUAAGCAGUCUUGCAGAAGUUCUUAAGGAUGACCCUGCAGAUGCAGUGAAACAAGCUAUUUCAACGGGUCAAGGGUACCAAGGCACGAGGGUUGUUGCAGCUGCCCAGUCUGGAGCACUGGCCCAUGUUCUAGAGAAAAUACAGCCCCUCAUAAAAAGCAGCGAUGGCAACGUCCUCAUCGUCUACUCUGAAGGCUACCCUGAUGCAAAUGGCAUUGACAACAAGAUCAGUAACAUUGUUCAGAACUGGAAGAGUUAUGCUUUUGUGUUUUCUAAAGUAGCUGAUGUUGCUGAUGCUGACACGCUUGCGAGGGCUGCAAUGUUCAAAGAGCAAGAGGUUUCAAAGUUUGGGCUUGAAAACAUAUUCCGUUGUUAUGAGCAAAGCGAUUCUUUUCAGUGCACAAACUGCAAAGCAGGCGAUAAUGUUGCACCAUCCUGCGUUGCAGAUACAAUGCAAUCAGAUGCCAACGAAGAGACAGCAGUAGGUGCCACAGAGCCGCCUACAGGAAGUGAUGAAGGCACAAUUUCAGGUUUAAAUAGCGAGUCUGACAUAGGCACAAUCACUGACACUAACCAAGAUUAUGAGGGUGGAGGGAUGAUUGAUGUCAUGGGUGGACAGGAACCAAGAAAGGGCAAAACGAGGCAAAAGGGGAAGAGAGGUGGAGAGGUGAAAGAAGGAGGUAAACGUGGAAAAGGAGGCAAGAUGAGAAAAUCACGUAGACGUGGGAAAGCAGGCAAGAUGAGAAAAUCACGUAGACGUGGGAAAGGAGGCAAGAUGAGAAAAUCACGUAGACGUGGGAAAGGAGGCAAGAUGAGAAAAUCACGUAGACGUGGGAAAGGAGGCAAGAUGAGAAAAUCACGUAGACGUGGGAAAGGAGGGAAGAUGAGAAAAUCACGUAGACGUGGGAAAGGAGGCAAGAUGAGAAAAUCACGUAGACGUGGGAAAGGAGGCAAGAUGAGAAAAUCACGUAGACUUGGGAAAGGAGGCAAGAUGAGAAAAUCACGUAGACGUGGGAAAGGAGGCAAGAUGAGAAAAUCACGUAGACGUGGGAAAGGAGGCAAGAUGAGAAAAUCACGUAGACGUGGGAAAGGAGGCAAGAUGAGAAAAUCACGUAGACGUGGAAAAGGAGGGAAGAUGAGAAAAUCACGUGGACGUGGGAAACGAGGCAAGAUGAGAAAAUCACGUAGACGUGGAAAUGGAGGCAAGAUGAGAAAAUCACGUAGACGUAGAGGUGGGAAGCGUAGAAGCAAGAGAAGGGGGUAGAUAGCUAACAGUGCAUAACAAUCUGCUUUGCCAAAUUUUGAGCAACAAAAACAUUUAACAUUAGUUUAAAAAAAUCAGGUACUUUGCAAGUGUUUUUACUUCAUUUAAUCUGAUGAAACCAUUGGUUUUGUCUGGCCAAAUAAACAUAAUUCAUUUAUCUGUAUUGACAUGAUUUAUUUGAAAGGAUGCUGUCGUGUUUUGCUUUUCUAUAUCACAGAAUUCCAACAAUUUAUGUGUAACCUUGAUAUUUUUGCUACUUUUGAUUAAAGUUUGCUUUAGCAUUUUAA
Messenger RNA from Xiphophorus couchianus (Monterrey platyfish), 1898 nucleotides. RefSeq lists its product as uncharacterized. NCBI's taxonomy places the organism in Eukaryota, Metazoa, Chordata, Actinopteri, Cyprinodontiformes, Poeciliidae. The coding region runs from base 16 to 1611 and encodes 531 amino acids. The record is from RefSeq and is a predicted model, not a curated record. The transcript is spliced from 4 exons.